CGGAGGGCGGCGCCGCGGGGCUGGGGGCGGAUGGGGCGCCGCGGGCGGGCGGCGCGAGCGCGGGGAUCGCCGGGACGCGGGCGUUCGGGGCUGUGACGGGGCCAGGCGGGCGCUGCGGCCCGCCCGGGAUGGGCCAGCCCGGGCCCGGCGGGGCCGAGCCGGAGGGGCGAGCGGCGCGCGGGUCCGGCCUGCGGGGCGGGCGGCCCGGGGGCUGAGGUAGAAGUGGGCGCGGAGGAAGGGGCCGAGCCAAGGCGGUGGGUGGAGCGGCGAGGGGGGCGGAGGCUGGGCCGCGGCGGGCGAGCGGAGCGGAGCGGCGCGCCUGUCCGGAGCUCGGCGGCGGCGGCGGCGCCGGAGGAGGCUGAGCGAGCGGCGGCGGGCCCGGACGAGAGCCGGAGGUGGCGGACGCGGCGCCGGGGGCCCCCAUGGGCGGGUGUGUGGGCGCCCAGCACGACUCCUCGGGCAGCCUCAACGAGAACUCGGAGGGCACCGGAGUCGCUUUAGGGCGCAACCAGCCUCUGAAAAAGGAGAAGCCCAAAUGGAAAAGCGACUACCCCAUGACAGACGGGCAGCUGCGCAGCAAGAGGGAUGAGUUCUGGGACACCGCACCGGCUUUUGAGGGCCGCAAGGAGAUUUGGGACGCCCUGAAGGCUGCGGCGCAUGCUUUUGAGAGCAAUGACCAUGAACUGGCACAAGCCAUCAUUGACGGGGCCAACAUAACCUUACCGCACGGUGCGCUCACAGAGUGCUACGACGAGCUGGGGAACAGGUACCAGCUCCCGGUCUACUGCCUGGCGCCGCCCAUCAACAUGAUCGAGGAGAAGAGCGACAUCGAGACCCUGGACAUUCCCGAGCCGCCCCCCAAUUCCGGAUACGAGUGCCAGCUCCGCUUGCGCCUGUCCACGGGCAAAGACCUCAAACUGGUGGUCCGCAGCACGGACACGGUGUACCACAUGAAGCGGCGCCUCCACGCGGCCGAGGGCGUGGAGCCGGGCAGCCAGCGCUGGUUCUUCUCCGGCCGGCCGCUCACCGACAAGAUGAGGCUGGAGGAGCUGAAGAUCCCGAAGGACUACGUCGUGCAGGUCAUCAUGAGCCAGCCCCUGCAGAACCCCACGCCGGUGGAGAACUGAGCCGCUUCCGUCGGCCGGGCCCCGGGCCCCUCUCGCUCCUCCCCGUUGUCGCCCCCUCUCCGCGGCGUGAAAUUUAGUUUCACUGCUCUGAGUUCCGUGUAAUGGAUUUAGUUCUGAGGAAUUACCAGUGAAAAAUUCCAUCUGUGAUGGAGACCAACAAAAUAAUUAAUAAAACGCAAAGAGCUAGCCUUUGA
Molecule: messenger RNA, 1321 nt
Organism: Phyllostomus hastatus (greater spear-nosed bat)
Lineage: Eukaryota; Metazoa; Chordata; Mammalia; Chiroptera; Phyllostomidae
Gene: UBTD2
Product: ubiquitin domain containing 2
Exons: 3
Coding region: 423-1127 (234 amino acids)
Molecular function (GO): protein binding
Source: RefSeq, a predicted model, not a curated record